AUGGAACCGAUUAAAUUAUUGUACCCUUUGAAAGGGUUAAAUGAAAAGGAUUGUGAAUCAUUAUUCAAUGGACGGGCAUUCGGGAAAGGAGAAGAAGCAAACAACAAUCAUCCUGAGUUAGUGGAGAUUGGGAGGGAUAUAGUGAAAAAAUGUGGAGGAGUGCCUUUGGCUGCAAAAGCACUAGGAAGUUUAUUGUGCCAUACAAGAAACAAAAAGGAGUGGUUGGAUGUCUUAGAUACUGAAAUUUGGAAGCUAUGUGAACGCGAAAACGAACCUGAACAAGAAAUUUUACCUGCUCUAAGGAUAAGCUACAACCACUUGCCAUCCCAUUUGAAGCAAUGCUUUGCCUAUUGUUCUAUUUUCCCACAAGAUCAUGAAAUAGAUGUUGAUGAUUUGAUCCAUCAAUGGAUGGCACAUGGGUUCAUCCAACCACCACCACCAAAUAGAGGAGGGGGAAGUCACUCUACAUUAGAAGACAUUGGGAAUAGGUAUUUCAGGGAAUUGUUAUGGAGAUCAUUCUUCCAAGAGCUAAGAGAAGUAGAUCGUUUUGGCAGGAAAAAGUGGGUUUGCAAAAUGCAUGACCUGGUGCAUAAUCUUGCACGAUGGGUCGCAGGGUCGAAGGUAGAAGAUUACUACUACGACUACUCAGGAGAUAGUAGUAGUAGUAGUAGUUGUAGUAAUCACAUAAUAUCUCAUCAAGGGGGAGUCCGGCGACACAUCGUUUCUCAUGUUAAGAAGGCUGACACAUUAAAUCAUCAAACUCUGGUGAUACCCUUGAAUGACAAGCCCCAAAAGUUACGGACACUUUAUUGGCAUCACGAUGAUGAUGAUUAUGGUAAGUUGGGAAUUAGUGUUGGAUUCAUUUCACCUUUGCAAGGCUUGCGAGUGUUACAGUUAAGAAAUUUAAAAAUCAAACAUGUGCCGAAGUCCAUAGGUUACCAGCUGCAACAAUUAAGGUACGUUGACCUCUCCGGCAAUUCAUUCAAAGCACUCCCUAAUUCUAUUUGUAGGUUAUAUAAUCUGCAAACAUUAAGACUUGGGGGUUGUGGGGAAUUUAAACAGUGGCCCAGAGAUAUGACAAAAUUGGUUAGCCUUAGACAUCUUGAGUUGGAUGAGGGUCUAAAUAUACGAUACAUGCCACGUGGGUUGGGGCAGUUGUCUUCUCUUCAAACUUUGGGAUAUUUCGCUGUGGCGGCAGGGGGAAGGAAGAAGGCUGGACUUGGGGAGUUGCAUGGCCUAAACCAGCUUCGAGGAAAAUUAGUCAUCCGAAGGCUUGAAAAUGUAAGAGAUGCUAGAGAUGCAGAGGAAGCAAACUUGAAGGAAAAGUCGGAGCUUCAAUCUUUGAAAUUGGAUUGGAAAAAGGGGAAAUUCGAUUAUAGAGGGCAAGGAUGUCUAGAAGACAUAAAACGAGGGAUUCAAGUGUUGGGGAAUCUCCAGCCGCACCCAAAUCUUAAGGAGUUUAAAAUUAUAAAUUACGUAGGCAUCGAGAUGCCACGUUGGAUGCUCUCUUCUUCCCUGCUCCCGCAUCUAAUGGAACUUGACCUCUGUAAUUGUUAUAAUCUCAAAUGUUUGCCACUAAUUGGCGAAUUCCCUUGCCUUAGAAAUCUCCAAUUAACGCAUUUAGAUGUUGUGGAGUCCAUAUGCAAUAAAGUGGAGAUGUUGGGAAACAAUAAUGGAGGAGGAGGAGAAGGAGAAGGAAAACCAUUGGUAUUAUUUCCAUCGCUAGAAAAACUUUAUCUCUACUCUACACCAAAUCUGGAGAGAUGGACAAUCUCAGUAGAAGCAACAGAAGCACAACAUAGCAACAAUCAUUUGCAUUGGCUGUCUUCGAUGUUUCCUAGUCUCACCCACUUGACUUUCAGUCGUUGCAAUAAGCUAACAAGAGUGCCAAUUCUUUCGGGGGGAGGAAUAAGCCAUCUAACCUCUCUUCAAACAUUGAGAAUCGAACAUCUUGAAAGAUUGGCAUCUCUGCCUGAUUGCCCUGCUCCAGCAACAUUAGAAAGGCUAACCAUCAGUAACUGUCCGAAUCUGUUGAGAUUUGCAGACUGCUUCUUUGAUCAUCUCAAGUCACUUUCUGAGUUUACAGUUUUAGAUUGUGAGAAGUUGACAUCUUUACAGGAAGGAAUUCGACACCUUAUUACAUUGAAACUGCUACAAAUUGGCGGAUGUCCAGGCUUGGUAACAUUACCGGUGGGCUUGGGAAGUCUUUCAUCACUUGAACAGCUCCUGAUUAGGAAUUGCUCUAAUUUGUCGUCUCUACCAAAAGAAAUUCAGCACCUCACUGCACUUAAAAAGCUGAAAAUUUUUGAAUGUCCAGCUCUGAAGACGUUACCGAAGAGGUUGGGAAGUUUCUCAUCGCUUGAAGAGCUUAAGAUUUGGGAUUGCUAUAAUUUGUCAUCCCUGCCUGAAGGGAUUCAGCACCUCGCAUCUCGUGGUGUACUUCAGAUUUCAAAUUGUCCUAAUCUGUCUUCUUAG
Messenger RNA from Telopea speciosissima, 2475 nucleotides. Its product is annotated as disease resistance protein RGA2-like. Lineage: Eukaryota; Viridiplantae; Streptophyta; Magnoliopsida; Proteales; Proteaceae. Bases 1 to 2475 code for a protein of 824 amino acids. Gene Ontology annotation, molecular function: ADP binding; protein binding. The record is from RefSeq and is a predicted model, not a curated record. The transcript has a single exon. Gene Ontology annotation, biological process: defense response to other organism.